This is a messenger RNA of Cheilinus undulatus (humphead wrasse), 934 nucleotides long. RefSeq names its product fibroblast growth factor 10-like. Gene Ontology annotation, biological process: positive regulation of epithelial cell proliferation; secretion by lung epithelial cell involved in lung growth; positive regulation of ERK1 and ERK2 cascade. Gene Ontology annotation, cellular component: cytoplasm. Lineage: Eukaryota; Metazoa; Chordata; Actinopteri; Labriformes; Labridae. The transcript is spliced from 3 exons. The record is from RefSeq and is a predicted model, not a curated record. Gene Ontology annotation, molecular function: type 2 fibroblast growth factor receptor binding; chemoattractant activity; growth factor activity. Bases 118 to 846 code for a protein of 242 amino acids.
CUUUUCAUCGUUCAGACUGUGGAGGGCUCUCCUCCCUGCCCUCCCAGCCUCUCCUCGCCCCCAGCAGCAUGUCCCAGGCUUUGAGGCUGCCUCCAGUCCUCCACACAGCACACUACCAUGAUCAGAUGGGCUGCUGGAGGGAGUAAGGCUGCCUCUGCCUCGUCCUGCUCCAGGGCUGGGUUAGGGGCUCGUUCUGGGGUCAGAUCUAGACUAAGGUCAUCCACACUGCUUUCCUCCCUGUCUCUGCCUCUCCUGGUGGCCCUCGUGCUCCUCUCUUUCUUUCUUCCCGGGGCAGCCAGCCACCUGAACCGCAGAGACAGAUUGAGGCACACAAACCUACGAACUCUCAGGGUUCCUCUGAACAUUUCUGAGACUGAGGUCAGCGUUAGGCCAAGGGCCACCAGGGGCCCGCUGGGCCGGCAUGUGCGCAGCUACAGUCAUCUGCAGGGGGAUAUACGGAGAAGGAAGCUGUUCUCUUUCCAGAAGUUUUUCCUGAGGAUCGAUAGGAAUGGAAAGGUCAACGGAACCAAGAGCAAAGAUGACCCCCUCAGUAUUCUUGAAAUCACAUCGGUGGAUGUGGGAGUGGUGGCCAUCAAAGGGCUGAACAGUAAUUACUAUCUGGCAAUCAGCAGGAAGGGAGAGCUGUAUGGAGCGAGAGACUUUGGUGUGGACUGCACCCUGAAAGAGCGCAUUGAGGAAAACGGCUACAACACGUACGCGUCAGCUGAGUGGAGGAACAAGAAGCGGCAGAUGUUUGUGGGUCUGAAUGUCCAUGGGAAGCCGCUGCGAGGCAAGAGAACCCGCAGGAGGAACACGGCCACCCACUUUCUUCCAAUUUUGGUGUAAACUGGAGAAUUAAAGGUGGAGAAGAAGGAGAAAAUGCAGCACUGGACUGAGAGGUUUUAAACCCUUAAACUAUUUGUAAAAUAAAGAC